Messenger RNA from Amoebophrya sp. A120, 1113 nucleotides. NCBI's taxonomy places the organism in Eukaryota, Dinophyceae, Syndiniales, Amoebophryaceae. The record is from the annotation of a GenBank genome assembly.
UGUUGAUCAUCCUCGGUGUUUCUUGUUCACCUAGUUUCAAAAUCGCGAUCCACCUUGUACAAAAGAACUCGCUCGCGUAGUUUGAUAAUUGAUAUUUCUGCCGGCAAGAGCAGCACGAGCACCAAGCCCCAGCCAGAGCUUGCCAGACUUUGUGCUCGAACUAACACCAAAAACAGCAAAAGAAUGCCACGUCGGCGCAACCGCGGUCCUCCCACGGAGGCGGAGUGGGCCCGGAUCGCUCACUACUCUGCGUUGUAUAUGGAAACUGUGCGACGCGAAAUGGAGGAUGCGGAAGGAGCAUGGAUGUGGGCGGAGGAGGACUGGGAUUGGGUGGAAACUGGUCGUUGGCCGCAGGACAACUACUAUCAGGAUGACGGCCGUGACGAAUGUGGAGGAACCGGCGCCACGAGGGAGGAGAAAAAGUGCGCAAUCUGCUGCUCUACCGGUGAAUCGCCGGAUGGGGACGUCGCCGACGAGGAAAGCGACGAUGAUGACUGAGUCUGCCACUUGAAGACCAAGGCCUAGUAUCGCGUUUAUAUGAUACGUCGUAAUUUUUGUUUUGAUAUUUCGUUUUCGCCUCUGUAGAAGAACAGAGAAGAAGGAGAAGCAAAAAUAAUUGUUGCCGUGUCGACAAGCUCAAGCGACUUGAUGGCUACAGAUAAGAAAAAUGUUUAUUUCGUCGCGGUGCGGUACACGACCGUGUACGUGUAAUAUAGUUCGUUCUCUAGCGAAAAACAAAAAGCUUACGUUGUCAAAAUGUUCUGGUCGGUCUUGUAGGUCCGUGCAUAUAACCUGCUGCUUCAUCUGGGCGGUGUUGUACUGGCUAUAGAUACGAAACCUAAUGACGCUGCUCGUAUCUAUUCGUUUUCGUAACCAAAACAUAUAACGAGACAAAAAGCCACACGACGUUUAUUGCUGGGCGGCCUGUAACAAGAACUUCAACUUUUCACCGGCUGGAAAUGACUCUAGUACUGAGAAAUUAUAGAUACUGCCACGACAAGGAAUUUCGAUUUCAGGGGGCACGACGUGCUUCUGCAGCGAAAUGUACUGACACAAAAAUGUAAACAAAGACUAUGGACGAGAGGCGAAGAUAUUUGAAGAUAAGACCAACAU